UGAUCUUCAGCUCUUCACCUCCUUAUCUAUUUAUAUAUAUAGAGAGAAAUAUGCAUGCCAAAUACCACCUCGCAUGUGACCAACUGAGCAUUAUUUAACACAACCCAUUACCCAUGGACUGGUUCUCCUGGUUGUCCAAGACUGCCCUGGAGCCUUCACUAGUCUACGAAUAUGGCCUCGCUCUGGCUCGCAACGAGCUCCAAUUGGAGGAUGUAAGCUACUUCAACCAUGAGUUUCUUCAGAGCAUGGGCAUCUCCGUGGCCAAACACAGGCUAGAGAUUCUCAAGCUUGCCAGGAAGGAGAACAGGGGAGGCCCAGGAAACCUCACCGGCCUCAUCGUGGCAAUCAACAAAACCAGGAAGUGCUUCAACAAGUAUAUUGCCAAGUGGGUUUUCCGCGACGACAUAGCAUUUAAGGCGGCGCCGCCGCAUCCGUUGCAUUUGAGAGGAGCAUUGUUGAGGAGGUACAGGAGCGAGGAGAGUAAUGAAGAGAGGGUGCCAGUGCCCAAGAAGAGGAGCAUAACUCUCUCAGGACCUCUUGAUGGAAGGGUAAGAGAGAAGGUUAUGGUCAAUACCAGAAGCUUGAAACUGUCUGGGCCUCUGGAUGGGAAGCUGCAUGAAAAGGCAAUAUACACAGCUAGAAGCCCAAGAUUUUCUGGGCCUCUGUAUGCAGCCAAGAGCCCAAAAUUAGUUGGGCCCAUAGACGGAUGGCCCCCAGAAAGAUUGAUGGUAACAACUAAGAGCCCAAGGCUACAGGAGAGGUUGAUGGUGACAAGUAGGAGUCCAGGGACAGCCGGAUCUUUGGAUGGAAAAGUUGCAGCACCAGUGGUUUACAGUCAUUAUAAUAACCAGGAAAAGGAGGAUGUUGAUCAUUACGAUGAUCAUUCACUGUGGGCUACACUGUUUCAUGAUAUGAAACCCACUUGAAUUUUGUGCUUUUCUUGGUAUUAUUCCUAACUGUUCUUUCUUUCAUCAGAGGAACACAAUUUGUAUUGCUUUUGAGGCUCGCAUGUGUGUGUGAUAUAUAUAUAUAUAUAUGUCUAUAGACUAUAGUGCACCAAUAAUGGCAUUUUUACGACACAAGAACACCAUCGACAAUAGUGGUUUAUUGCGUGGAUUUUCAAAUUGUAGCAGUUUUCUCUGCAUUAAUUUCUGGUUUGUGCUUGGAUUCUGUGUUUGUGGAUCUUUCCUUCAUAAUUAAGUUUGUGAAUUGGUUUCUAACUUAUUUGUGCGUUUAAUGAAGAAACUUGUUACAUGUAC
Molecule: messenger RNA, 1259 nt
Organism: Alnus glutinosa
Lineage: Eukaryota; Viridiplantae; Streptophyta; Magnoliopsida; Fagales; Betulaceae
Exons: 1
Coding region: 114-926 (270 amino acids)
Source: RefSeq, a predicted model, not a curated record